Messenger RNA from Cyanistes caeruleus (blue tit), 533 nucleotides. NCBI's taxonomy places the organism in Eukaryota, Metazoa, Chordata, Aves, Passeriformes, Paridae. The record is from RefSeq and is a predicted model, not a curated record.
UGCCCCCCAUGUCCCCCCUGGCUGUCACCCUGGCCGUGCUGGCCGUGACCGCGGUCACCGCCGAGGUGCAGGAGGUGUCCCUGGACAUGGCCGAGGACUCAUUCGAUGACCAGUACCGGGGCUGCCAGGACACCAUCACCGCGGCCCUGCCGAACCUCAGCAGCGCCGAGUUCCAGAGGAACCCGCACCUGGCACAGGUGUGGGCCAAGGCCGCGGCCACCUGGUGGAAGUGGGGACCCCCCAAGAGCCACCUGUCCCCAGACCAGGCCAUCGCCAUCGUGGCCUACACCAGGAACGAGCUGUACGCGGAGUUCAACGCGGCGGUGCGCCGGGCCGGCAGCUCGGGGCUGUGGUACCACCGCGAGUUCCACUACAAAACUCUGCAUUUCCUGCUGAGCGACGCCCUGGCCGCACUCCGGGAGCCGCGGUGCCGCUGCGUGUUCCGCGGCGUGGACGGGCGCAGGUUCCUCGCCCGGCCGGGACAGAUCGUUCGCUUCGGUCAGUUCGCGUCCACGUCGCUGUGCCGGGGAGUG